AUGGACGCCUUUUGGUCUCACAGCUGGCAUGGGUCAUCAUGGAUGAAGAUUGCCACAGUGUUCUUCUUGAGUAAUGCAACGGCCGCCUGCACCAUUAGCACGGCCGCUGCCAUUCUGGCGGGAAUUGCGUUCGGGCUGGGGUGGCUGCCUUCAUUCGACUCACAGUCAGUGCAGUGCUUCUGGUGCAUGGGAGUCGGCUGCGUAAGUUAUGCGUUGGCACUGCUGUACUGGCGGUCGCGCCGCAAAGUCUUUGUCGACCGUAUUUGUAUAUCUCAGGAUGACCCGCAGCUCAAAGCAGAAGGUCUGUUUAGUUUAGGAGCCAUUCUACAAAGUGCUGAUGAAAUGCUGGUGCUCUGGGAUCCCAGCUGGGCUCGUCGAUUGUGGUGUGUCUUCGAAUUGGCCGCUUUUUUGUACACCCGGCCCUCAAACCUACAAAAGCCGCCGGUCAGCAUUCGCCCCACCCUGCUGGGACAUACCAUCUUCAGUGUGUUGGUUGCGCUGCUGCUUGCGGGUUGGACAUUCCAUCUCUCCAUGAUAUUCGGCUACAGCUUGCAGAUGGGGGUGCUGGCCUCAUUGGGCCUCUGUGGCGUCAUCUUCUUUGCGAUUGCCCAUCUGGCCCGGGUGUACUGCCGUAACGUGACGACCUUGUGUGACCAGGUUGCCACUUUCCGUGUCGCAACUGCUAAGAGCUACUGUUGUGAUGUGGAUCACAAGGUAUCUGGUGACGACCAGCCCAUGAUAUGCGACAGGGAAAUUGUACAGCGGUGUAUCGUGAAGUGGUUCGGCAGUGUUCCUUACUUAGCCAAUAGAAGAACUUGA
Molecule: messenger RNA, 819 nt
Organism: Symbiodinium pilosum
Lineage: Eukaryota; Dinophyceae; Suessiales; Symbiodiniaceae
Source: the annotation of a GenBank genome assembly